GGCGCGGGGUCGUUUGAACGGGAGGGAUGAGCGGAGCCUGUGCCCGGGAGCUGCCACCGCUGGACGCGGCCCGGGGGUGUCACCGCUGCCUCGGGAUCCUGCUGCGGGCACAGGAGCCGCUGGACAGGGGCCGGAGCCCCGCUCAGGGUGAGGUCCCCAAGGUGUCCCCAGAGCCGCGGUGGCCCCGGGGGGCCCUGUCCUUCCUGACCGAGGAUGGCAGCGACUCCUGGGUGGCCCUUGGGGACAUUCCCGAGGCCGGACCCCUCAGCAGCACCCGCAGGUCCCUCCUGGAUGAGCCGGGGGACAGCGGUGUCCCCUCGCUGUGGCCGGAGUGUCCCCAAGGGGACAGCGGUGUCCCCUCGCUGUGGCCGGAGUGUCCCCAAGGGGACACCGCUGUCCCCCUGCCACCCCUGGCCUCCAGCACUCUGCUCUGGGAGCGGCACCAGCCCCAGGAGCCACCCCCGAGCCGCAUUUUGGGGACAAGGACACGAGGUCCCCCCAAACCCAGCCUUGGGGACACCCCUGUCCCCUGUCCCCGUUUUGCUGCCGGGGUGUCCCCGAGGCGGCGCCAGGGCGGGGUUUUGGGGACACGCGCGGUGUCCCCGAGGUCCCCCCUGCCCCGCAGCUGCUCGGUGGCACCGCAGGGCUCGGGGGACAUCGCGGGUGGCACCGCCGGGGGAUGGGGAGGGGCUGUCCCCAAGGGGCAGGUGACAGAGCCGAGGGGUGGGGACAUCGCUGGAAUUGGGGACCCCGCUGGAUUUGGGGACACCGCUGGAUUUGGGGACCCCGCUGGAUUUGGGGACCCCGCUGGAAUUGGGGACACCAGCGGAUUUGGGGACACCGCUGGAAUUGGGGACACCAGCGGAUUUGGGGACACCGCUGGAAUUGGGGACACCAGCGGAUUUGGGGACACCGCUGGAUUUGGGGACCCCGCUGGAUUUGGGGACACCGCUGGAUUUGGGGACACCGCUGGAAUUGGGGACACCAGCGGAUUUGGGGACACCAGCGGAUUUGGGGACAGCACCGAGAGCUUCGUCACCGCCCAGGAGUCCCUGGAGGCCGAGGGGGCUCAGCCCGGGGAGCCCUCGGGGGGGGGUGGCAGCGACCCCAAAUCCGGGCCCGGCGUCCUGCGGGGAUUUGGGGACAAGGGACACCCCCAGAGCUCGUCUGGCUCCUGUCGCAGGGGAUUUGGGGACAAGGGACACCCCCAGAGCUCGUCUGGCUCCUGUCGCAGGGGAUUUGGGGACAAGGGACACCCCCAGAGCGCUCUGUCACUCGCCCGGGGCUCCCCCAAACCCAGCCCCAGGGUCCGGCCGGUCCCCGGGAGCCGGCGACACCCCCAGAUGUCCCCGUGGGUCACUCGGGGUCCCCUCGGUGCCACCAGCAGCCCCAAGCCUGAGGGUGGCUCUGGGUGGCAACGCCACUCGCCCUUGGGGACAUCCCGGUCCCGGGGGGUCCUCCUGGCCCCGCGGCCACCUGGCAGUGCCAGUGGGGACCUGGGGACAUCCUCCGUGUCACUGUCACCCUCGGGGGACUUGGGGACGCCUUCCGUGUCACUGUCACCCUCCGUGUCACUGUCACCCUCCGUGCCACUGUCACCCUCUGUGCCACUGUCACCCUCUGUGCCACUGUCACCCGGCUGUGCCACCCCCCGCUCCGAGAGCCACCCAGAGGAUGUGACAGAGGACCGGGCACCCCGCGAGUGUCACAGCCCCGGGGGUGACAGGGAUGUCACCAGCAGCCCCGGGGGUGGCACCGGGCGGGGUGGCCGCGCGUGGCUCGGAGACAGUCCCGGCCCUGUGGAGCGCUGGGGACAGCGUGGGUGGCCCCAGGGGCACAGCCCGGAGCUGCUGGCCGCGCUCAGGACCGGCCGCGUCCCCGACUGCGGCCAGGACGAGCUGGAGCUGAGCCGGCACUUCGAGCGGCCGGAGCGCGGCCGGACCUGGCGCGGGGGACACCUCAAGUCCAGCUUCAACUACCUCCUGCUGGACCCCAGGGUCACCCGGGACCUGCCCCGGCGCAGCCCCGGCCUGAGCCCGGCCCAGCGGUUCCGGACCUUCGUCAGCGCCGUGUUCUACGUGGGCAAAGGGACACGGGCCAGGCCCUGGUGGCACCUGCGGCAGGCGCUGGCACAGCAUCGGCGUGGGACACACAGGGGUGGCCCCAAGGUCCGGCGCAUCCUGGAGAUCUGGGCUGUGGGGCAGGGCGUGGUGCCCCUGCAGUGCUUCCAGCACCGCGUGCCCGCCGAGGCCUACACCCGCGAGAGCUGCAUGCUGGAGGCGCUGGGGCUGUGUUGUGUCACCAACGCGUGUCGGGGCCGCAGUUACGGGGUGGCCGCGGGCUGGGCGCCCGCCCGGCGCCGGCGCCUCGGGGUGCUGCUGCUGCUGCGAGCCAUGGCCGUGCUGCUGGCCGAGGGAGAGAGCCAGCUGCGGCCUGGGGACAUCCCCGUCCGCUCCUGA
This is a messenger RNA of Pseudopodoces humilis (Tibetan ground-tit), 2459 nucleotides long. Lineage: Eukaryota; Metazoa; Chordata; Aves; Passeriformes; Paridae. The record is from RefSeq and is a predicted model, not a curated record.